AUGGGGGGUCAGACGAUUCGUCCCAAAACCGUAACGCCGCAAGCUGUUACGCCGCAAGCUGUUACGCCCGAAGCUGUUACGCCGCAAGCUGUUACUCCCCAAGCUGUUACGCCCCAAACUGUAACGCCGCAAACUGUUACGCCCCAAGCUGUUACACCGCAAGCUGUUAAGCCCCAAGCUGUUACGCCCCAACCUGUUACGCCCCAAGCUGUUACUCCCCAAACCGGAACGCCGCAAGCUGUUACGCCCGAAGCUGUUACGCCGCAAGCUGUUACCCCCCAAGCUGUACCCCCGCAAGCUGUUACGCCCCAAACCUUAACGCCGCAAGCUGUUACGCUCCAAGCUGUUACGCCGCGAGCUGUUACGCCCCAAGCUGUUACACCGCAAGCUGUUAAGCCCCAAGCUGUUACGCCCCAACCUGUUACGCCCCAAGCUGUUACUCCCCAAACCGGAACGCCGCAAGCUGUUACGCCACAAGCUGUUACGCCCCAAGCUUUUACGCCCCAAGCUUUUACGCCCCAAGCUGUUACGCUCCAAGCUGUUACGCCGCGAGCUGUUACGCCCCAAGCUGUUACUCCCCAAGCUGUUACGCCCCAAGUUGUUACGCCGCAAGCUGUUACCCCCCAAGCUGUACCCCCGCAAGCUGUUACGCCCCAAACUGUUACGCCCCAAUCUGUUACGCCCCAAGCUGUUUCGCCCCAAAACCGUAACGCCCCAAAACCGUCACGCCCCAAGCUGUUACGCCCAAAGCUGUUACGCCGCAAGCUGUUCUGCCCCAAAACCGUAACGCCCCAAGCGGUUACGCCCCAAAACCGUAACGCCCCAAACCCGUAA
Messenger RNA from Mizuhopecten yessoensis (Yesso scallop), 834 nucleotides. RefSeq names its product protein IQ-DOMAIN 14-like. The transcript has a single exon. The record is from RefSeq and is a predicted model, not a curated record. NCBI's taxonomy places the organism in Eukaryota, Metazoa, Mollusca, Bivalvia, Pectinida, Pectinidae. Bases 1 to 834 code for a protein of 277 amino acids.